AUGAAGUACUCUCUCACCCUCCUUUCCCUCUCCAUGGCCUCCGCCAUGGCAAGCCCCUUUGCCUCCACCACCCCAAAGUGCAACAUCGCCCCCAGCGCCUCUUCCAACCGCAAGGUUCAGCCUUACCAUACCGGUAAAGCCGACACCGCCAUCGACUGUCAGACCUUCUGUGCCUCCGAUGACCACUGCAAGAGCUUUGCCUUUGGUCUCGUCAAGGGCCACUCGCAGCCUACCUGUCUCCUCUUCAAGGUCUCAGCUUCCGAAGUUCCUGCUCGCAAGGACGGUCUUCACGUCUUUGAUAAGCAGUGUGCUGCUGAUCGCGUUCCUACCUCUGCGCCUACUACCUCUGAGCCUUGGGGUACCGUGCAUAAGAAGGUUCUUGUUCGCCGAUCUUUGAAGUGCAACUGUGCUGCUUCUGGUUCUGCUAGCAGUGAUGUCGAGCCGUUCAAGACUACCACUGCUGCUACUGCUAAGGACUGCCAGACUCUUGCCGAGGCGGACUCUUCUUGCCAGAGUUUCCUGUAUGGUCUUCCUAGCGGAUCAAGCACUCCUGUCUGCAAGCUUUACAAGGUUGCUGCUGCCAAGGUUCCUGCUCGCGCCGACACUCUCUUUGUCUUUGACAAGGGCUGUUCUUCUAAGCAGGUCCCUACUACUCCUCCCACUGAGGACGCUCCCCGCGGUCUCGUCGGUACUGCCAAGGCUACCAAGGUCCAGAAAGCUGCGCCCAAGGUCACCAAGGCUGCUAAGGUGAAGGCUGAGGAGCAGAACAACGACGCUUACGAAGUUUCCAACCCCAAGCCCAAGAGCACCAAGGUGCAGAAGCCCAAGGCUAAGGCUACCACGGUUGCCAAGGUUGAGGACGACAACACCCAGUACGCUCAGGUUGAGGAUGACUCUGUUAAGCACAAGGCCAAGGCUACCAAGGUUGAGAACAAGCAGCCCAAGGCCACCAAGGUCGCAAAGGUCCAGAAGAACGAGGACAAGUCUGGCAAGACUGAGGCCAAGGUCACCAAGGUUGAGAACAAGCAGCCUAAGGCUACCAAGGUCCAGAACAGCAAGCCCCAGGCCACCAAGGUUCAAUACAAGGACGAUACCAAGAACACCAACAACAAGGACACCACCAACGAGAACAAGAACGUCAAGGCCGACAGCCCCAAGACCCUCGCUACCAAGGUCCGCAACAACGAGCACCAAGCCACCAAGGUCCAGGCUGUUGAGCACCAGGCUACCCAGGCCGAGGGUAAGAAGUCUGCUUGCAAGACCACCAAGGGCUCUGUUGCCCAGCCCAAGAUCACCCAGGCUUAG
Molecule: messenger RNA, 1305 nt
Organism: Fusarium mangiferae
Lineage: Eukaryota; Fungi; Ascomycota; Sordariomycetes; Hypocreales; Nectriaceae
Exons: 1
Coding region: 1-1305 (434 amino acids)
Source: RefSeq, a predicted model, not a curated record